Molecule: messenger RNA, 18856 nt
Organism: Spirometra erinaceieuropaei
Lineage: Eukaryota; Metazoa; Platyhelminthes; Cestoda; Diphyllobothriidea; Diphyllobothriidae
Source: the annotation of a GenBank genome assembly
AUGGCGUUGACCUCAGCAGCCGGCUUCGUUGCACUUUUGGAGGACAGCAGAGCGGACGUUAAGGUUAUCCAAAAUUACUUAGUAUUAUCUUCCUAGGCGUUUGCUCUAAAAAGGCUAAAUGACCUUGCAGAUGAAUUUUGGGCCGAAAUAUCGGAGUCCGUUGAUAAAAUAGAGAUAUUGUACGAGGACCACUCUUUCCCCUACAAAAAAUUGGCAGCCCUUCUGGCUUCCAAAGUCUACUACAACCUUGGGGAGUACGAUGACGCCCUACACUUUGCGUUAUGCGCUGAAGAACUUUUUGACCCCAAUGCCCGGUCCGAGUUUGUGAGGACCAUGAUAAGUAUGUUGACACUGUCUUCUUGAUGUCUCCAAUUCAGCCAAAUGUAUUGACAAGUACACUGCCAUUAGGACUGUCGAGCAAAUUGACUUGAAUGCGAAGCUCUCUGCCAAGGAUUUAAAAUUUGCUGGCCGGAAGUGGUCUAAGGGUGAUGGGAGUACCUACUUUCAAUUAGAAGUCGUCGUCAACCGUAUGUUUGAACGUUGUUUCGCCCACAAGCAGUACAAACAGGCUCUUGGCAUUGCCAUUGAGACAAGGAGGUUAGUCAGCAGUCGUAUUACCUUUUAUUAGACUUUUGGUAAGUUCGUUUAUAUCACCCCUUCUGGGGAAUGAAGCUGUCAGCGACAACAGGCAAAUUUAUUACCCAAUUACUUAUGCCAAAACUCUAUUACCACUAUCUUUUCAAGAGGGAGUAGUGUUUGGUCGUUGAGCAAAUAAAGUGGUCGGCGUACAAAACAGAAAUGGUGCCAGUCACCACUCAAUACGCUCGUUCGCUUUCGCACUCGUGCGAGCGACUGAUCUUCGAUGUAGCUGACCUCACUUACUGCUCUGACUGAAAACGCAUAGCUUUCGUCACAUUUAGGCCUAUUUUUUUUUACUUCGGUAUUGAAAAUUUGGCUCCUGUGACACUCAAUGUUAUUAAGCUGAUAUUUUUGUUUCAGCAGCAUAUUGGCGGACGUUAGCCACUUGGUUUUAGAAGUGUGUUUGUCCUUUUUCACUAGCACCUAGUGGAACCAUUAACUGGGCUAUCUCCCGCUAAAAGACUAUGAGCCAGAGUUAGCAACCUUGAUCAGACAUAUCGGAGUACACGAACUUCACGGAACUUGCUUACUAACUGUUUGGAUCUCUGUCAAAUGCUUCCCCGAUUCACUGUAACUCUCACUUGUCUUAUUUCCUUUACUCGCGUCGUUCUGUACAUCAUUUUCUAUCCCUGAGAUGUUCUUCGUCGGGGUAUCAUUUAGUAUUGCGCGUCUAGUUUGUCGUUAAUACAUCCUCUGUAAAGGCCUCUUCAUACAAUCCGUAGGUUAAAUGGAUAGUAAAGUAGUAACUUGACCAAGCGCAUUGACUUUCUAAUUAUGAGUUCCAGCGAAUCAAAGUUUCUGCUGCGGGAUCCUCCUUGUUGGAAGUGAAGGGAAAGUACAUUACCAUUAUUAAAUGUAAAGUUGGGGCGAUCAGUCGCAAUGGAACCAGCUAAUAGCGCGAGUCAGCCAACCAUUACUCUCUAUCCUCAAUGUGGAUGUUGGCGCACCAUUAUAUCCUGUAGUUGGUUGUCUUUCGGCGAUUUCAACCCUCGCAGACAUGCGGAAGGAACUUUAAAGACGUAAUUUCAAAAAAUUGAUGAUUCCAUCAAAGUCCUCUGUCUCCUAAACGGUCCUGCUGACAAGCCGUCCUUGAGUAUUUUUGGUUUCCUUCGUGAGGUCCCGGAGGGGUGAAUGUCGGAUCACUAGGUAGCAUUUUAAAGUAUUCCUUUAUAACAGAAAAGCGGUUUUAGUUGUUGUUCCCCUACUGACUAGGUAGCUAAUUUCUCAAUUCCAUUGUACCCUGGCUCGACCUACUUCCCGUUUACCUUCUAUGAAAUUUCCUAUCUAUAUAAUCAUUUCCAUUUUCAAUGCUCGAAUUCUCUGUGAACUACGGCUCCUUAUCCAUGCAUUUAUCUCACAAAGUACACUGGAAUAUUUUGUCAGAUUCGUUGCUUUGUUUGUUGGGGUGGUAUUUUAAUCUCGGACCUUUUGAGUAACUCAUUCUACAUAAUAUGCUGGAAAGAAUUUUUCUAGAGCAAGUGGUAGUGCAAAUCUUACACAUAUUUGCAUGUUCUCCUUCUCUUCUUUCCACGACUGCGUUCUAGGGAAGACAUAUUUGAGGAGGCAAUCACGCGCGCCGAUGAUCGCGAUGACAUGAUGCGCUAUGCGCUGAAGGUGGUCCUAAAUUUAGUGGACAGCGUGAAGUUCCGCAAGCGUCUGUUGAAUAUUCUUGUUGGUAUCUACAGCCAAAAGCCGUCACCGGCGGAUUCAGUCAAUAUAUGCCAAUGUCUUGUCUUAAUGGACAACCCACAGGUAAGCUGCUUAAACUCUGUCCUUAUUUAACAUAAUUUCCCUACAUUAUUUCUGUAUUUCACCGUCUGUUUGCUUCCUAAAGGACCAAGAUUAACGUUUGCCCAUAGCAUAACCGGCGUUGCCAAGCAGGAGUUUUGCGUCGAAGUGGCUUGUCCAUUUCUCUUCAGUCCCUGUCGUCUGCUUGGCCAAAGUUAUAGUUGAGGAAUCAGGGCCUUCUACCAGCACGAUUGUUCCCCUCUGCGACUUUAUCUUUUUACCAUUGUCCCAGAUCACCUCCCGUUUUCCCCUACUGUUUUUGGAUCACAUUACGUGUUGAUUUUUUACUCCAGUUUGCCCUCUUGAUUUCUCAUCUGUUUUGCAUGAACUUCUUCUUGAUCUGCAUAAUAUCUGACAGUGAAGAUAACUGUCAUUUUCUGACUGAAUUAGACUGUUAACUCCACUGACUCCCUUCGUUACCGUCAUUUGCCGGAAGUAGAUUUUUCAUCAACGACUUGUUUCUAUGCCUUUCUCAAAUAUUCCCCAGUAAAAUUGGGAGAUUGCUCCAAGUACCUCACCUGUGUUGUUUAUGCGGACAUGACGGAUUGAUUUUUUCGUAUUCCUACUCAGCAGGUGAGCCCAUUGUUGUUGGCACGAGGCCCAAACAGACAUCACAGAACCCCACUCGGUGCAAAUCGUACACCUCAUCCGUUUGUGAAUCGCUUCCCUACGUAUCUACUUUUAAAAUACUCAAGGUUUUGUUUGCUUGCUUUGAGCGGGUUGCCUAGUGGCAGCUUAAUAUUCCUGUGCUUUGUUCGCGAACUCGUGUCUCGUAAUCAGAGUGAUUUAUCAUUUAUUCAUUUUCUCAUUUUGCUGUCUCUAGGGCACUGCAGACAUAUUGGAAGCCCUCCUUUUGCGCUCUGAGGAAGCCGCUGUAACAGCAUACCAGAUUGGUUUCGAUCUGUACGAAAAUGCUACUCAGCAGUUCCUCCACCGAGUCACUAUCGCGCUAUCGCGAAGCGCAAAGCUCGGUCGCCUCAUGGAUCCUGUUGACACGGACGCAAAGAAUGCGACAGCAGAGACAAAGACUGAAGCGCAAUUGACCACUUCGGACGAGGGUUCAGCUGCCAAAACCGAGGUUGACAGCAGCAGUGCUGCCGCCGCAGCUCCUGAAGCAGACAAGACCCUCUCUGAUUCUGACAAAAUUACUAAAAAACGCCUAGAACUUCUGAACAGUAUUCUCUCUGGCGACAAGGUUGGUCCUUCAUACCCUGCACCAUGGAAUUGGCUGGUUCAUGCAGUUUUACGGCCUUCAUGGCGCUAGCAAAGUGGAUGAGAUCGUUGAAGUGGUUUUGGCUGACCGCCAAUCGUCCAUUUAUGUUUCACAAAAAGACUUACAUUUACCACUACCUAUGGAGCACUCAAAUCGACUCCUUGGGAUGGUGUCCUGACCCCAACCUACCGCUCCCACCUCGUGUUUUAUCUUUUGCGCUUAUUACUAAGUUUGUUUAAGUUCAACCGUUUGAUACUAGUAGGCCUAUCUGUUUCUACGACUUGGUCACCUUUGAAAACCUCGCUUUCGUAAUCCUGAAUUAUGUAAGUCUGGUUUUGAAAUCACUCUUAUUGUCUCUACGACAGGUGAUUGAACUUCAUCUCCAGUUCCUUAUAAGGAAUAACAAGGCGGAUUUACGCCUACUCGAGCGCAUUAAGGAGCAAGUUCGAAACUCAGUCACACACAAUGCCACCGUGAUUGCCAACAGCCUGAUGCAUUGUGGUACUACGUCGGACCAAUUUCUACGUGACCAUCUCAGCUGGCUGGGAAAAGCUGUGAACUGGGCCAAGUUUACAGCCACGGCUACCUUAGGCGUUAUUCACAAAGGUACGUUUUAUUCCGCUAAAUCAUUGAUAAUUAAACAUCACGCUGACCUGAUCUAAAUCCUGUUCGUCCACCUAAUUCGCAGGUCAUGAGAAGGAGGCCCUUCGCCUGAUGUCGGCCUACCUGCCGAAAGACGCAAGCGGAAGCUCCGGUUCCGUUUACACUGAAGGUGGAGGCCUUUUUGCCCUAGGACUCAUUCACGCUAACCAUGGUGGUACCAUGACCGGUAAGAAAGAGUGACAGAUCGCCCUUUAACUCAUAGCUCUUCUUCCAUGAAACCAUCUAAUUUGACUCUUUUUCGUCACGCCUGAAGAGUACCUCCUCACCCAAUGCAAGGAGGCCGUCGCGGAACCUGUCCGUCAUGGCGCCUGCCUUGGCCUCGGUCUCGCUGCUAUGGGAACAGGCAGAGAAGAUGUCUACGAUCAGAUCAAAUUGAAUCUCUAUCAGGAUGAUGCUGUCACAGGUGGGCCGUUAUUGCACUAUUUUCCCCAUAACACUGACGGCUACACGUGUAGAGACGGAAUGCAGGGAGGAAUGUGCACUUCUAGUCUUGUUAACUCAAACUAGACCGCAGGCCAGUCAAUGAUAUCCCAAUCCCCCAGUGCAGCUACUGCAUCCGUUUCCGGAAACACCGUACACACGAUGGACAUCUUUCUUUGAACGGAAGAGAAUGUCUUCCGGCGGACCGGUUUGAACCGUUCACGUCUUUUAGUAGGUAGGGAUGAUUCAGAGGAGAGGCUGGUAAUCUUAGCCGUUCCACGCUCUCGUCCAAUCCUUCACUGUUGAGAUGACUAGUAAGAUGUGUUGAAAAAACGGCCGAUCUGCUAACUGGUGCAUGAUCCCUGUUAGUAGUAAAGACCUCCAACAAGUCAUAUUGUAGUACGUUGCAAUGCAUAUACGCCACUUUCCUUGUCCCGCUGUCAUACCUGAAGGUUUCUAGGAUUCUAUGAAAGGUAACAUGUGCCCUUUUUAAAUCCCUGUUCUUCCAUACCAAGCACUUUAUUUAUCAUCUAAACUUGCCCAUCUGUCCUUCUCGCAGGUGAGGCUGCCGGUCUGGCUAUGGGCCUAGUCAUGCUGGGCACUGGCUCAUCUGUCGCUGUGGAGGACCUUCUGGGCUAUGCGAAGGAGACUUCACACGAGAAAAUCAUCCGAGGCAUAGCCCUUGGCAUCGCACUCGUCAUGUACGGCCGCCAGGAGGAGGCAGACUCCCUUAUCGCCAAUCUUUCGCAGGUAACCCAAACCAGUCUCAACGCUCCAUGAAAGGCAACAUUUAAUAUGGGAAUCAGUUUUCUACUUACUUGCCCCCUAAACAUGUGAUGCUCCCCCUUUUCUUUCCCUGCCCGUAGGUGUUCUGUUUUAAAAAUGGUUCAUAGCGGGUUUGUGACUCAUCAGAUAUCUGCCUCUUCAUGACAUUAGUUCAAAUUAUCGUUGUGAAUUUUACUGCAUCGCUACUUUGCUCUGGUUGCAUUGUCCAGCUGAAAACCUAUCGCACUUUUAAAAACGUGAACGGGACGCCUUCUAAAAUCCGACUGACUUUAUGCUUCCCACAGGAUCUACCACGUGCAGGAUUACAGCCUUCAGUGGUCUGACCUAGGUAGAAGACGGAAUACGGGCGCUCUGUUCUGCCUGAGUAUUCCGGCAAAUAACAAUACCCUUAUUUCGUCUUUUGACCGGGCCGGUUUGGUGAUUAUCAGCCUCACGUCACUUUGAAUAUUUUCUGCCGAAGCAGACAAGUUUUUACCCAAUCCCCGCCCCUUCACCCGACUCCACGGUAAAGCUCUAAAGUCAGUGAGUAAUUGGCUCCUAUUUAAAUCUAAAGUCUGGGUCUAGUAUAACCAACUACUAACGACAAGCAAACGAAAAAUGACCUUCAACGUUUUCCUUGCCCUUGUCGAUGUUACAGCCUGGCACACAGUCGGUUUACAGGCAAUUAGCACAUGUGACCCUGUAGUUCACGUCCAAGAGUUGGUCUGCACGCGAAACAUCGUUGUUUGGCUCAACCCGCCAAACGACUACCCUUAUCCAUCUCAUGUUAGACUUGAUUAGGUGAGCCGUCAACUGAAGAUUUAAGAAACUUAAACAGCAGUCUGUCUUGCUACAGUGUUAUACAUGACGCCCAGUCUCAGGUACUGGCUCACUUGUUAUCGGCAGCAUUUUCCUCUACCGCAUACCGUCUGUACUCCAAUUCGCAACUUUUAGCAAGACUUGUUUUCCUUUGCGCUCCACAACUCUCCCUCCGAUAUCCUGAAGAAAUUAGUGCGUCGACAGCACUUCUGUUUGGUACGAAUGCUCAUUCCUGGUCUAGCCGGCCCCGAUAUCUUGAUUUGUACCUAUACGCCCGACGAUCGGCGGCUGCGGAUUUGGACAGUUUAACCCAUUCGCUUCUCCAACGACGGAGACCGGAUAUCGAAGGUUCAAUAACCACUUCAGUGUCUUCAUAAGACGACGAGCGUGCCCAAAGCACUUCAGUUACCUUUCGUAUAUGACCGGCGAUAUCUUCACGAUGUCGUCGCAGCGAGUGCAGACCGUCUCAUUUGAGACUAAGUCGGUGUACUUCACUGGAAGGAGGAAUGUCAAGCAGCGGUGGCCAGAUACCUCUAGUUUUUGCUCACCUUCCACGCAUACAGGCCAGUAUUCACGAACAUAGAAAAGGACUGGCCGGACAAAUUCACGACGUACGCGAGUCUUCGUGCCGAUGGAAGUGUACCGUGGGUUCCAAAGGCACUCCCUGAGGAUUGGGAAAGCUCGACAAGCAGCAUCGAUUCAGGAGACAAUGUCGUCCGUAUGCUGCCCAUUCGAUAGCAGCCCCACCGUGAGGUAUUCGAAAUCUUCCACUUCGUCAAGUUAACAGCGAUUUAUCUCGAGGAGUGUCUUCUGGACAUGUAUGCAGCACGAAAACACUGAUCUUACCAGCGUUUGUGGAUAAUCCGGCGGAUUUAGAGACUUCAUUUACCAAUGACACCAUAGACUGUUUAUCACCAGAGCUUGGAAUUAGAAAGGCGAUAACGUCAGCGUAUUCGAGAUCAGUCAGUCGAUAUCCUCGUGCAAGCGCAAUACCGUUAAUUUCGCGUAGAGCCUUCCCUAGAAUCCAGUCAAUGGUGUAAUUGACCAGAAUGGGCGACAGGACACAACCUUUUCGAACACCAGCCUGAAUAUCAGACGGUCCUGAGAGAUUACUAUGGAUCAGAACUCGCGCAGUAGUGGAGCGGCAGUAGGUCCUGAUCAUAGCUCUGAUUUUUGCCGGUACACAGUCUAGUGACAUUACCCACUACGGAGACGCACGGUGAACGGGAUCGAACACAGCGGCAAAGUUAAUAAAGCAGACGGUCGCGAUUGUCGGUAGCUAUGACAAAAUUUAAAAAUGCGCCUCAGGAUGAAUAUGCAGUUCGCACGUCCACGCCCAGCUCGGAGUCCGGCUUGAUCUGGCCUCGUCCUAGAAUCAUGCGCAGUCUGGAACCGUCUAAGAAAGACAACAGCGACGAUCUUCGUAGCAACAUCAAUGAGGCUUAUGCAGCGGUAGUUCUCGUAAUUUGUCCCUUCUUAAAGACAGGCACAUGGAUGCUCGAGCCUCAGUCACCAGGACCGAACUUAUCUCACCACGCUCGUUCAAUCUCAUCAUCAUGCCAGGGCGCCAGAGUGCUGACACAAGAUUUGUAGAUUUCAGCAGGAGUACCGUCCUCUCCGUGUGCCUUGUUGCACAACAUUGGUAUCACAUCGGCGAUUUCUUUUUCAGAAGGGAGUCGCAGAACAUUGCAUAGGUUAGGGAGGGGUAAAACUCCAGUGCACAGAACAGCCAGGAUGUGAUGUGCUGGUCAUCGAAAUGGAGAAGAUGCCCGAAGUGCUCACGCCAGCAAUCGAUCUUAGUCGAGUUGUCAAGAAUAAUGUCGCCAUUCACAUCGCGAACGGAAUCCCUUAGUGCAUAGGGUUAAUCACUAGUUUGGCGGAUUAGUUAGUAGAGUUUUCGAGUGUCGCUAACGUUCGAAGCCUGUUCCAAAGGGGUCGCUAUUUCGACGCAAUAUUUCUUCCGAUAAUCCCUGGCUGACUUUGCCUUCAUCUUCCGGAAUUGGCGGAAGGAAUCGUCAUUACUAGACCAGUUUCAGGCCGUCUGAGCAGACAACUGCAAAGUUCUUCCGCAGACUGCAGCGUCGCAGGGUGUAUCCAAGAAUUUUCUCGGGUGUUCCAUAGACUGAUGACUUCAAUGACAAUCACUGAGCAGUCUUCUCCGCCGGCUCGGGUCGUAAAACGCGACUGGAUAUCUCUUCUCAGAGCCUUGACGGUACUGGGUUAUCGAAGUUCUGCGACAUAAAGGCCUCUUCCAUCUGACACUUUAGAUGCGAAUUAGAGGUAGACUUUUAGGCGUGUGCGGACGAGAACAAAGCCUGACUCGUGGGCGUCACCAGUUUUGGCACUACUGCUAUCGUAAAACCAGCUGCGAAACCCAUUUUGAUCCAACUGUAAAAAAUCGAUACCGCGGUCGGAUUCGAACCCACGACAACAAGGGAAGGCGUUAACACAGCCAACUCUCUAGCCACCUGAGCUACGAGGCCCCACCUGACGACGCGAUUUUAAUUACAUUUGGGCCAAGUUUACCCACCCAACCUACUGCAACGUCUGGAUCAACCAAAUCUGAUAAAAUUCACCGAAAUGUAAUUGAACUCGCGUCGUCCGGUGGGGCCUCGUAGCUCAGGUGGCUAGAGCGUUGACUGUGCUAAAGCCUUCUCCUUGCUGUCGUGGGUUCGAAUCCCACCGAGGCACCUAUUUUCACCGUUGGGUCAAAAUGAUUUAUUUGAAGUCUGCCAUAACACCUACGAAAUCUUAAACUGACUAAAAUGUAGCCAAUCUGACCGGCCGUAUGACUGUUAUUUGACCAGCAGGUCAGCAGAUGCUCGUGAAAGCGCCGGGAUUAUUUGUUGGUAACAAAUAAUCAGUUCUGAUCAGCAAAGCUCGGCAAUCUCCUACCAUCGUCGCUCUGAUAGUCAAGUAUGAAGCGACCUGUAAGAUGACUGUUUGAAGAGUCGCCAGGUUCACUGUGGCCUUUCCACUUCCCGACAACAAUCAGCAAAUCACAGCAAGGAAGUCUUUCAGGUCACUAGUGUCUACGAGUCAAAAGGCCUCUCUGUUGGGCUGGUCGCAGCUAAUGUUGGUGCGCACACGGGGAGUAACUCAUUAGGUCAUUGACCGGUUUCCACUCCAGUAAUGCACGGUUCGUUUGCUGCGAGGAAGCCAUCGUAAUACCGUGCCUGCCAGAACAGUCGCGUGGACUGCUGUAGUAUAGGGCGAAGUGUGAGUUGACACCCGGGGUCUUUAUUUCUCGAGAACCUUAGUCGGGAAUUCCGAUUUCAGACAGGCAGCAGACCGCCCCAUCGUACUGACAAAGACUGCGCGCCAUCAGACCAGGGCCCAGGCACGUUCGUACAUUCUGACGCUCAGCCCCAAUCGAGCAGCCUGGCCUGCAUGCUAUUCGUCUGCACCAGUGGACCAGGAUUGCAGAGCCUGUCGGUUCUCGCGUACGCCAUAGCUUUGGUCUUAACUCUUGCAUCGGACAUUUUAACGAGGUUUCUCAGGGAUUUUGAGUAUAGGCAGGCCCCCAACAACCGCCAGGCCUCUUUGUUUGAGGUUGUCUUCUCUAGCGUUUUGGCUCAAGAACCUAACCACAAGGCGCCGGCGACUACCAAAUUUACUCAAUGACGGUUUCGGUCACCAUGUCACAGCGCUGUUUUCGGGCUUUGCGGCAUUUUUGUAAGGCUUUACCGUGCCAGACCUCAGCCCUCCGCGCCCUGGUGGCAUUGUCGCUGCUGGUCCACGGCUGCUUACUCGUCAGACACGAGAGCCUGCGUAUUUCGCAGCUAACUUUCAUUGAAGGCCGUUUCGCUGUCGGCUGCCUGUGGAUGCUCCGUGUAGUCAGCCGCUAGGCCAACAGGUUACCCGUCCUCCCGAUGCGUCGACAGGGCAGGCUGCCUGAGCCGCAGUGUUUCAAGUCGAAAACUCAGAUGGACGUCUCCGUUUCGAACUGUCUGCUAAUUUGAUGCUAUGCUUGCAUCACGGCCGUUGCAAGACCGUCUAACCUUUUGUCUUUAUUGCUUCUUUCGUCUUUUUUCUCCAAAGGACACAGACCCUAUUCUGCGUUGGUGUGGGAUGGCUACGAUUGCUAUGGCAUACUGUGGGACAAACAGCAACGUUGCCGUCAAGAGGCUGUUGCAUGCUGCCGUCAGUGACAAUAACGACGAUGUCCGUCGAUGGGCCUUGACUGCACUUGGCUUUGUAAUGUUCAAGUAAGCGCCUUUCCUGUUCAUUUUUGCAAUCUGACCUCCUCUGACGGUUCCAACCUAACAUUCGGUCUUUGCUAUCUGCAGAGAUUGUGAACAAGUGCCCUCGUUGGUAUCUCUCCUGGCCGAGUCCUAUCAUCCACACUUGCGCUACGGUGCUGCUAUGGCUGUGGGUAUUGCCUGCGCCGGCACGGCCAACAAGGAGGCCAUUAGUCUGCUGGAUAACCUCCUCGAUGGGACCGUGCACUUUGUCCGCCAGGGUGCCCUAGUCGCCCAGGCGAUGAUUCUUAUGCAGCAGAAUGCUGUCACCUGUCCCAAGGUAGUCUCUACUUUUUCCUUGCCAAUAUUGCUGGUCCGAGAGCUGAAUUGCUGCUGGAAGCAUGCGACGCCACACAAAACAUACUCAGUGGGGCUUCUUUUCACUCGAUCUUCCGUUCCCAUCAAGCGUUUUAAGUCGUAGUUUUUGUGCGUCCACGACAAUUUCCCCAAAGUGUUUGUCGGCCUGUUUGUACUUUUUCAAUGUUCACGAUGUAGGGCUUACAUCCGCCUGGCUGCAUGAUGGAAGGUUUUUUCUCUGAAGCCCGUUCAGGUGGUAGCGUGUUGACAAACAAUCAGCGAUCAAAAUUGACGCGUCUGCGUAAACAGGGAGCAUCAUUUCUGGCCUAUUUGUUCCGUAAUUCCUUUAUAUUCCGACCCCUGAUCUAGACAUUGGAAUUGUGCGCUCGCCAGGGGACGCCGACGCUAACGCUGUAUCGCCGAAGUAUGACCUCACUUUGUCGGCUGCGAUCGUAAAUUUCGGCUUUUUGUGAAACUCACUCACCUGUUUGUCCUGAGUGUGAAAUGGACCGCGAACCACCUCAAGCUUAGGCCUUUGAGAGGCUGGUCUGUGGAUAAGUACUCGUUACUCGGUGGAAAUCACAACCAUGCCUGCUGCUAACCAACAAGGCGAAACACUUUUCUGCUAUUCGUUCCCACUACAGGGCCUGAGCACAUUAAGCGGUUUUCAACGGUUUCGUCUUGCUUAUGCACCAAGGAAUUGGUAUGACUCGUGGAAAAGCCGACGAAGAGGACUCCUUCUUUAUGAUUAACAAUCACUAGUUUACUUUUCGCUCCACCAGACCUGGCUGUCGAUAUUCCAAUUUUAUUUUCAUAGCGCAGGGCCAAAGGACGCUCGACUACUGCGUAGUCACAUUUCAUCAGGCGUGACAAGGCAUAGGUUAAAUCAUAUCUGGGGCACUUUGGUCGUGUUUGCAGCCUGAAGUUGAUAUAACCAAAUCUUUGAGAAAACAUCUGCGUCGAUCAGUAUAUUUGGGAAAUUCUGCUGCUGGCUAGGGAUAGUAUAUGGCGAACCGAUCACUGCUAAGUUUUUCAUUUUGGUUUUUAAAAAUUUUUAGUCUGUUGAAUUCCGUGAACGGUGCCUCAAAAUCAUUUCGGAUCGCCAUGAAGACCUAGUAGCCAAGUUUGGCGCCAUUCUGGCCUGCGGCAUCCUUGAUGCCGGUGGCUGCAAUAUGACCAUCUCCCUCCAGACUCGGACUGGUAAUGCGAACAUGGCUGCAGCAGUGGGGUUGCUUGUCUUCCAAAAUUUCUGGUUCUGGUACCCACUGACCAAUUUCAUCAGUCUGGCCUUCUCACCCACGUGUGUUAUCGCCCUGAAUAAGGAACUCCAGAUGCCGAAAAUGAACUUUAAGUCCAACGCCAAACCCUCCACAUUCGCAUAUCCGCCACCUCUGCGUAAGUUGUCUGUCCUUCCCCGAAACUAAUGAUGCCUGGCAGUACAAAUCACUGCAUUUCAUUGGCUCGUACCUCUUUUUGUUGGUCUUAACCGCCAACUGGACUGCUUUUGAUCGUCAGUUGCUACUUUUGACCGGCUCUUGUUGCCGAUUCACCGGCUGCAUUCUACAUACGGGGAGGUAGUAGUUGUGUACAGCACAUAUCCUAUUCGUCUAUAUCAAGGUGUUUAUCAGCUCUUACCACUAUGGUGGCUUUGAACCAGGUGGGCUUAGAUAUUUCCAGAAUGUGGCAGUCGUGAAUAUGCAUGGGAAUUGGCUAAGGAUACCACAGUCUCGUCCGACCUCUUGGUGGACCCCUAACUCACCCCUUAGGGGAUUGCCGCGGGGGAAGCCUUCUCGAAUGGCGAGCAACGUUUUCCAUGUCAUAGUAUAGCUUUGGCUCGUGACCUUUUGCUGAGUUACCGAUUUACCAAAUCGGUGCUAAUCUACGCCUCAAAGGUAUUGCUGCUGUACGGUUGGUGACUGCCCCUUCCUCAGACAUAGAAGCCCGCUUAUUUCGCGGAAGGCCUUCUACUGUGGCCUUUCCAGCACCCAAUAGAAAGACCUUUGUAAGCGGCAAGGUCCACCAGUGUGCCCACCUCUCGGGCUCAACGGUUACUCGCAAUUAAAUUUGCUUGUAUUGAAGCAGAUCUUUACGUUGCGUCCACCUCAUUCUCUUUUCACGUUCAUUCCGUCAUAACGACGAAACAAUUUGGAGGCGACCGAUCCUGCAAUGGCUGCUGUGACCGACGAUACUUAGCAACCCAAGGUCACGUCUAUUAGCCCGCCAUGAUGGUUUCCAAGUGUCUUUGAUCGUUUGUAGUGAGGAACAGUGUGUCAAAUCCGAGUAGGAUCGACCGCACUCACCCUUCCCUCUCCCAGACGCGCUAUUUAUCCGAGCUAAACUGACUGUGGACAUACGUGAGAGCCCACACCUGGGCCAACAGACAGACCCCAUCUUGGACUACUAAUAAAAGCAAUUUAAAUCUUAGACUUUUGAUCACUGAGAUACCUGUUAGAUCGUCCCAUGACAAUAGCGUUUUGCGGUCAGUGAAUUGUUCGAAGGCGUCGUCUGAUGUCUCGUACUAGGAAAUCUAUUUCCUGCAGGAGAUUGAUAAAAUGUCUGAGUACGUAUUAAUGAGAGAAUGUGGGUUUUGGGGAAUAUGUCAGUAGGGACAGUCGUAAGCCAAUUUCUCCACCCUGGAACGUCAUUUAUGAAAUCUAUGGUCGAGUGCUGUCAUGGAUCUCUUCGAGUAGUUAGUGGUGACUUUGUAGCUAAUCUUCUCUCGAUGGAAAUCUGAACUACAUAAUAAUUCACGUCAUAAACUUGGGAAGAUAAGCAUUCCCCAAGCUAUCGAAGCUCCAAACAACAACAGCAGUCGCGGCUUAUUUCGCACAUCCCUACACUUUAUGUACCAUCAGCCGACGGACUCGGUAGUGUGGUCUAUGAGCACCGUUCGUGGGUGCGUACGGUUCGGAAACUGGCUGAUUACCCUUGUACAGUCGCCCCUAGGCAAGGCUCACCGUUCUAUACGAGGCAAGUACCCUGCAUUUUAUGGGCUCAAACCUUGGUUCGACGUGCUUUCUUUGCAUUUCGGCCGAGCUGGAUAGCUCAUUUUUGUCUCUCUCGCCUAGAAAUUGAAAAGGAAAAGAAGAAGGAGAAGGUAGAAACUGCCGUGUUGAGUAUUACGGCUAAACACCGCAAAAAGGAGCUUGAGAAGAAGAAGCCUCAACCUGCUGCCUCAGCAGCCCCAGCGGCUGACGGUGCCGAAAAGAUGGACGUGUAAGUCUGUGUAAACCGAGGCUUUGUACUUGCCUCACACUAUUUCAUUUAGCGUAUGUACUCGCUGAGUUUGCUGUUUAAGUUGCAUUUUGAAGAUAGAUAAGCGUAGUUUAUGCGGUUUAAGGGAGAUGAAUAGUAGUUCGACCCUCCUGUUCAUUCAUCACCACUUGUACUGCCAUGAAAUUUCCUUUUCCACUGCCGAUACUCAAUGAAGUCCCAAACAGAACUCUGUGUCCCGGCUGUUUUUCCUGCUUCAAGUUCCACCGAAAGUCUUUGUUAGACUAGUCUGCGUCCUAAUUAUGUUGAAGAAUAAAGCCGCAAUCGGUGUUUGAUGAGGUUUUACGGCCAACUAUAGAAGGUUAAGAAGGACCGACGCAUUACAAGUUUUAUAGCGUUAUGAAGGCCUCUUUUGUUGCUCUAAUGGACUGUUUGGGCCUUGCUCCCUUUCAGCGAUGCCUCCGAUUCCUCGGAAACUACCAAAGUUACCAAGGAAGAGCCAAAAGUAGGUUUUGUGAAGUACAUCUACAUUUUUUUGAUUUAGUUGUUGGCUUGUAGUUGUUCUUCUGAAACCCGACGGUCUUUGGUGUUGACCAUGCGAAUUUGGUUUUACCCCUUUACAGGAACCGUCGUUUGUCCUUCUCGCAAAUCCUGCCCGUGUCAUGCGCGCCCAGCAACGCGUUCUCACCCUGCCAGAGGACAGUCGUUAUUACACCAUCAAACCGAUCACGCAGGUUGUUUAUAUGCCAAAUCAUACUGCUUUCUCAUCCGCUUUCAACCAGCUUCUGGUUGUGUAAACUGAAGUACUCUUGCAGUGCGUCCCUCGUGUCUCUAAACCAUCAUUUAUGGCUUUGAGGAAAUGCCUGGUCAGCGACUGAUCUCGCUUAUGGCCGAUUUGAGUCCGUCGUGAUACUAAUGCACGAUGAGGGAAAAACAAGUAGACUGGUUUUGUAAGUUCAGCGAAUAUUCCCACGUUACAAUUGAAAAGUCAGUUUGGCGAACACAUGUUUUCGGUAACUCUUCAUCAGGCCAAAACGGUUACAAAGAAGUUUAAAUUAUGCGAAGUUACAGGGCUUAUAAGGGAUUCAGGGACUAUUAACACCCAUCGUUCCCACGCCACUUGCAUGACGAGGCGUGCUAUGGCGUGGUCGGCGUGUCGUGGUCAUUGGGUCAAAGGGGAAAGGGAGAGGGGGGACAUAGGCUGAGUCAUGUUUGUAUGUCGUGUACGUUGUGCAUACACCAUUGCCAUCAGGAGGUUGGGGUCGGCGUUGGCCACGGAAGACAGAGCGCCUGUGUCAGAGUCAUUUGACAGCAUAGCACUGGAUUGGCUAGCCGUAUAGCCACUGCCUCAUCUGUAGGUAGCACCCGUUGGCGUAGGCCGCCGGAGAAGUUUGCUGGUGUCCGGUAGACAAUCUGAAAGGCUUCUUGGGCAUCGACUCCGUGAUUCGUAUCGACAAGAUGUGCGAGAAUGGAACUCGAGAUCGACUGAUUUUGCUUGGUUAUUUAUUCGCCGUAAUACAUAUGACAUGUUUUGGGCUGUCAGGACCGCACAAAAGUCGUGUUUUUGACGGUUACCAACUUACGGACUAAAUUUGUUUUCGGGACUGAAAGUUGGGUCGCAAUCGCAUCCCGCUGUUAAUUCCUGACAACUCGUGUCUCUGCAUGGACCAUUGCAUGUAUAAACAGUCACAAACUCCAGGGCAGUCACUGUCCAUAGGCCUGUUUUUUUUUUAGCUUCGAUUGCCUGUAAUGUGUACAGGAAAUUGUUAAAUGUUGACUGCAAUUUUGGGCGUGCGUCCAGAUUGGAAUGGCACGGAAUAUCAUACCACCGCGUGCCACACGCAGCGCCGAUGACUUGGGCAUGAACUAGCCUAUAGUGGGCCGACUUAUGCGGCAUCUAACACCUGUUCUCCUGCACCCACCUGGCUCCGGUGAAAAGGUUGUCAGGCCGACUAGAGGUAGACGUGGACGAAAUUGAUGGUAGAACGAAGCUGCCCAUCUGCACGUGCCACACACACUACCUGGUGAUCUGCGCUGCCUGUGCCAGACUGCCGUAAGGGCGGCUCGGAUCUCACACAGGUGGAGGCGCCAUAAAGGGCACAUUAAGGAGGGGGUCACCGCAGCCCGAGUGUCAGUCCUAAGGAGAGCUGAGUUAUCCUGUCAGUUGGUAAUCUUCAAGGCAUGCAACUGCGGCGCAGCUCGCCGUGGGCGCUACGUUCCACCCGUCCUUCAUAUUUUUGUAAAUUCAGUCACGUUUCCUAGAAAGGUUGUGCCAAAACCUCGUCUCUCAUACUCACCACGUAUGAACUUGCGCCAGAUGUGCUUUAGAAGAUAAACGUUGCAGUUCCGGAACAGUUUGUAGCUAUAGCGGGGUGUAGGCAUUAUGGGAGUUAAAAGUUUCUGCGAAUUUGGAAACAGCCUGCGUAUUGUCGUGUUUUCAAUGUUUUCGGACUGCCCAACACUCAAACUUUCUGCUCACCAAAGACUACACUCGACACGGGGCAGUGUAUGCACUCCAUAAGUAGCGGAUAUUAAACCACACGAAUAACAGCACACUUUUCAAACCAAAUACCUCAUUUCUGCAAAUGCCUUCCUACAAACUGAGCAUAACAGACGAACGUGUGCACCUUUUCCGUGCAAAACAAUGGGCUCUGUUUAAGUUGUGAUUCUUACGUGAAUACGAUUGAUGCUGGUUGUUGGAAAUAUCCACAAACGAAAGCCAAUAAUCUUUGCAUGCAUAUGUGAAUUUAUGAAUGUAAUCCAUACAAAUCGGUGUUACGGCCUUAUUUAAGUAAUAUUUCCGAUCAUACUAUCUGUUUUGAUAUCUCACUUUACGUGUUAUGAGUUUCGACGUCCACUUAUCUUUCCAGUGAAACACUGUGGGGUGGCAAAAACCAUAGUGGAAUCGAUCUUUUGCGAGUCCUUAUCUAAUCCAACCUGCACUCAAGAUACCGUUGUUUACCCGGCCUGGAGUCGGUCCUCGUUGAGAUUCCCUAAUGACAUUUAGCAUUGUACUGCGUUCAGUAUGUCAUAAUUGUAGGCAAAUUGGAAUCGAAUACGAUUCGAACGGCAAGAGGCGGCGAAAAACUACGGUACCUAGUUUCUGUUGCCGGCCGCAGUUCGACGAUAUCGACGAUGCACCUCGCAUUUGACGAUAGGUCUCUUAAUCUACUCUUCAGGGAGGCAUUUUGCUCGUCCACGACCGGAAGCCUAAUGAGGAGGAAGUACUGGUUGAGGAGGUACAACCUCAUGGUCCUACUACUGGUCUCUCGGGCAAGAAUGCCGCUGGAGGCACAAAGGCCAGUGGUUCCGGUGGUGCUGCAGCCACGGCCGCCGAGGAGGAGGAGGAAGCUGGCCUUCCCAUUCACGCCUCCACUGUCGGCGCUUUGAUGGACGAUGAUGAGGGUGAUGACGACGAUGCGUCCAUCAGCGACGCUGAGGACGAUGAUGUUGAUGAAGAGGAUGAGGAAGAGGCCGACGACGAAGUGGAUGAGGAUGUGGACGAUGACGACGACUACGGACCUGCAGUCGCUGAUGAUGAUGACUUCGCCACUACCCUCUCAACCAUGGCCGCUCAUUCGGCAGCAGCUGGGGGGAAACGCGGCACUGGUCGUUCUGGUGCAGGCGGGCGCAAGGGCACUUCUGAGAAGGCCCACGAACCAGGCCCACCGGAACCCUUCUUAUGGACUGAAGAUGAUGAUACCGGUGUGAAUGCUGAGGCCACAACUGCAGGCGCUUCAGCGACAGGUGAGACAGGCCUUUUGUUGCAUAAACCCUCCCUCAGUUUGAAUCCGUGUUAGUUGGGUCUCGUUACUCAUUGGUAGGGCUCAAAGUAUCAGUCAACAGACAUUGUUAACCUAACUGAUUUAGAGAAAAAUAAAUCAAGUCUUUUAACACCGAAUAGCUUUAUUGUUUCUUAGGCACAUAUUUGUUACUAAUUACAAAGCCACACUACGCGAGUCCGGGAAGGGACUAUCGCAACUCCCACCUGAAUGGGAGAAGGAAGUAGAAGCCAAGCAGUGGGUGUAAUAAUGUCUGUAAAGCUUUUUUCUGUAGCGUAAUAGAGAUCUCUGACCUCUGAAGGCAGAUUUCAGUUACCCAACUGGAUCAGAGUCUUGACUCUUCAUGGGUCGUCGGUUCGGCCAUGUUUAUGAAGAGUAUCUUUGUAUCCUUUCUGUAAACUUUAUAUGGUUUUAUUAGCUUGAUUCUGACUUCCGGUAUUGCCUUAGGUAGAUGUCGUCGCUUCCCCUACUUUAUUUUCACUACACUCAGUUGUCAUGCCGGUUUUACCGACUGUAUCUGUUCGAGUCGUUCGUCUGCAGUAAAGCGGGUAAAGCGGGAUUUGUUUGAAUGUGUCUGACACUGUGAAGAUGGCGAGUUGUCUGGAUAGUGUCUAUGGUAGUGAACCUGUUGAUACUUCUCAAAAUCAUUACAUUUUGGUUUUCGCAAGUGGAUACCUAGUCCGGUGGCGUCAUCACGACUGCAUACGCAUCUGGCCGUCAAACCGUUACGUUGUUUCCUAACUUCCCAUUCAACGAUAGGUACAACUAACACCACGACCACGGUGACCGCUUCGUCCAGCACUGGGCAGACCACCACUACCACAGCUACAGCUAGUGCCUCAAAACCAGUUGAGGCGGCUGCUAAGCCCGAGCCUAUGGACACAGAACGCUCCGAGAACAAUGCCGAAUCGGCUCUCUCAUCACACGCACCGGCUGCAGCCUCCUCCGAUGUGGACGAAAUGAUUGCCGAGGAGGAGGGCAAAGCCAACUCCGAGAAGCCAGAUAAAAAGAACUAG